Molecule: messenger RNA, 705 nt
Organism: Ornithodoros turicata
Lineage: Eukaryota; Metazoa; Arthropoda; Arachnida; Ixodida; Argasidae
Exons: 1
Coding region: 1-705 (234 amino acids)
Biological process (GO): DNA integration
Molecular function (GO): nucleic acid binding
Source: RefSeq, a predicted model, not a curated record
AUGUUAGCAUGCGUUGACAGAUUUACGAGGUGGCCAGAAGCAAUUCCCAUCGCCGAUUCCACCGCCGAGACCGUUGCCGAAGCCUUUUUGCACGGCUGGAUAGCCCGUUUUGGUGUGCCGGCUACCCUUACCACAGAUCGCGGUCGCCAGUUUGAAGCCAUGCUGUUCACCCAGCUCUUGGAGACCCUCGGCACACAUCGGGUACGAACCACCUCAUACCACCCCCAAGCAAACGGGCUCGUUGAGCGUUUUCACCGGUACCUUAAGGCCUCCCUUUCCUGCGCGCGUGAGCGUACCCAGUUGUUCGCCGCUCUUCUUACAGUGCCGCUCGGUAUUCGGACGGCCCUCAAGCAAGACAUCGGCGCCUCCAGCGCAGAACUCGUCUACGGGACGUCACGGCGUUUGCCGUCAGAAUUCUUCCAUCCUGUGCGUCCCGAAGCAGCCGAGCCAUCGUCAUUCCUUCGCCAACUCCGUUUGACAGUGUCCCAGCUCUGCCCUUCCCCAACCCGACGACGCCUCCGUAACCAUCCCUUCAUCAGCCCCGAGCUUGAAAGCUGUACACAUGUUUUUGUUCGCCGGGAUGCCGUUCGUAAGCCUCUUCAGCCUCAUUUCGACGGCCCCUUUCAAGUUCUCCACCGAUACGCCAAGUUCUACCGUGUACAGAUUAAUGGCCGCGUGGACAACAUUUCCAUCGAUAGUCUAUAG